This is a messenger RNA of Sphaeramia orbicularis (orbiculate cardinalfish), 6176 nucleotides long. RefSeq names its product transcription activation suppressor b (gene tasorb). Gene Ontology annotation, cellular component: nucleoplasm; heterochromatin. Gene Ontology annotation, biological process: protein localization to heterochromatin; negative regulation of gene expression, epigenetic. The transcript has 23 exons. NCBI's taxonomy places the organism in Eukaryota, Metazoa, Chordata, Actinopteri, Kurtiformes, Apogonidae. Gene Ontology annotation, molecular function: chromatin binding. The coding region runs from base 103 to 5652 and encodes 1849 amino acids. The record is from RefSeq and is a predicted model, not a curated record.
UCACAAUGGCGGAGGCUGGGUGAGGAGGAGAGUGUGUGUGUGUGAAGCGGCGCCGUAAUCGUUAGACCUACACUGCCCGUAAUACGUGCACGGUGCCUGAAAAUGGCCCUGAACCCUAACGCGGUGGGGAAAAAGGACACAGAAUGUACGGGGACGGGCGAUCUCCGCACGGAGGGUGGCGGACCUCCGAAGAAUUCCGCCGCCACCUCGGCCACAGCCAACCAAAAUGGCGAUCAGCCUGGAUGUGGAGACAGUGUAAUGCCCGAACAAGAAGCCCCUGAGCGGCGAAGGUCCGUGCAAGCAGACGCCCGGAGCUUUAGCGGUUCUCCCUUACCGGGCCAGAGACCGAACGAAGAGCUGCCACGGAGAAAUUUCCAAAUCCCGAGGAAGAUAAGAGAACGGAAAGGCUUGUACCAUUUUCUGCCCCCUGACAGCAGAGAGUUUGAAGAUCUUGUGAAGAUCAUCUCCUCGUUUUACCUUGACUCUUCAUCUCGAGGAACCUUCACCUACUGCAAAGCCAGACUCAUCCACAAUGAGCUGCUGGAGAAGGAGUUUAUUGAGAAACGGAGGGAAAUGAAGCAGAAGGGGCGAACCGAACAAGAACUGGCAGAGUCCUACUGCUUCCUUUAUCCGGACAAAUCCAAGCUUCUUUGGAUCUGUGAGAAGGGUUUGUCGGUCGGACACUCUAGGAUUACUACACUAGGAAAUCCAUCAGCGGGUGUUUAUCUCUCCAAAUACUCAGAUUUACUACAAAUGAAUCCUUUUGAAGCUGGUUCAUUUGGGGACAUGAUCAUUUUCAAAGUCAUGAGGGGUCGAAUAAAGCACAUCAACGAGAACAUGCCCAAGAAUGCUAUGGAACCUACACCUAAGUUUGACUGUCAUCUGUCCAAAAGUGCCAAUAGGGUUACGUCGUUGCUGUCAUACAGGGCUUUUGAGCUCACACAGCAAUACUUUUUUGAGUUUGCUUUCAAUGAGAUCAAGGCCCGGCCUAAGCACGUGUGCCCCUAUGCUGUGGUUUCCUUCCAGUACAAAGGCAAGGAGGGUGCAACAAUUCCUAUGACUGCACACAGGUUUAACACUAUUUCCCCUGAAGUAGGAAAAGGGAAAAGCUGCUACACUGUGUGGAGUGGUCCACUAGUGAACAAAGACCAGGAGUUAUUCCCGGUCUGUUUACGAUCCUCCACACGCCCAUACCUUCCCUUUAAACUGCCUGAGAAGCUGGAGGUGAAUCGGGGCAUGCAGCUAGAGCAGGUGAAGCGAAAGAUUCCCCCUGUGCUCUUUUCUUGGGACACUUACAGUGCAUCACGGGAAGUGAUGAAAUUUGGGAUGUCCUGCAGUCUGUUUGAUGUGGUGGAUGGAAAAGGCAAACCAACCAGUGGCAGCCUGGCAGCACUGGUCAACAAACUGGAGAGGGACAGGAUGGUGCUGGUAAAGUCACUGUUUGACCGGGGCUUUCUCUUCCUGCUGUCCUCAGCUCAGAUGCAUGAUUCCAAAGAGCGGCGGGGGCGAGUUGAGAAGAACCUGCAAGCAUUAUUCAUCUUUCAGGAGUCGAGGAUGGUUGUUAAGUAUUCAUCCAGACUGUAUGAGCCAGAGCCCCUGACUGGUGAGCCCCGGCCUGCCAUCAUGUCCUCCAUGGAGCCCUUCAUCCCUGCUCUGCACUACGCCCUGUUCAAGCUGCGCCCAAAUCCAGGAAAGGACCUGAGCUUUGGAGUGGAGCGUCAAGCCACAGAUUACCUGACUCGUAUAGAUACAGGCACGGUGCGGCCUUUUAUUCUGCCUGAAUACAAACACAAUGUGGACGAUCGAAUCAACCCGCUGCCAGUGCCCAGACCCAAAUUUAACAUGGAUGCUGUACUGCGUUCUUAUGUCCACAACUUCUCAAACUAUAUUUUACCUCUCAACAAGGCAAAGGAUAUAAUUGAAAGGAUACGAAACCCUGUACCUGUGCCUGUACCUGUGCCUGUACCCGUACCUGUUCCUGUACCUGCACCUGCUACAGCCACAGUCGAGUACAGUCCUGUUUCUGACUGGGGUGGCUCAGACCGGGGCUCUGACAGGGCAGAGAGACCUCCAGAAAGGUUGGCACAGGACAGGCCACCUCCAGAGAGGCCAGUCCAGGAGAAACCACCUCCAGACAGAAGCAAGCGGAGGCCGGGGUUGGCGCAUUCGAACGGUGCCCAGGUGCAGCACAAAGCCCACACUGAGUCACAGCCUCAGGCUCAGAGGUUGCGGCUGUCUCAGAACGAGUACGAUAAAGACAAAAUGAAACAGUUACUUAAGCUGAUUCAACUCCGUAAGAAAGCACUUGUAAAGGAUCCAACGAAGGACGAGGACGGGGCCUGGGACUCUAACAGUUUGAAGAGGAAAUUUGAAGGAGAUGAGGGGGGAGGCAUGAACAAGCACCAACGCACAGAUUCACUGAGCAACGGAGAACCCAGUCGAGGAGCCCAAGUGGAUGAUAUCGGAGACGAGGGACAGAGCGACAAUCUGACAGCAGUGAUGGAGAACAUAGGCAUCUAUGACACCGACCUGAGGGCCCAUGGGCCCCACGCCGCAGCGGUCAACGAGACCCAGCGCCUUCUCAAAAUCCUGGUGGCCACUCUCAACAAAGCCAUGGCUCAAGGGUCAGUGUCAAAUGAAGGAGAGCCAUCGACAGGUUCUGGGAGGAGGGAGUCUGUCAUCCCUGACCCUGAUCACAGGAAACAAAACGAGUUGGCAUCACAGACAAACUACACAGAGGAGGACAUGGACUGUAGCCCUGGCAGUCCCUUUAGCCCCGGGUCCCCAAUAGAGCAACCUCACACCUCAGAAACCCUUAACUGGGUCGCCCCCACCAGUGAAGACAACGUGCAGCCUGUAUCUGAGCCCAAGCCGGAGCCAAAGCUGGAGCCGGAGCCAGUGCUGGAGGCUGUGACCGUGGCAGACAGCCACCCAGAACCGAAGCUGCCUGCAGUCAUGGAAACAAAAAAGGCUGCUGCACCACCCACAGUAGCCAUCACAGAGGAGCUCCCCUCCAGGCCGUCAAUUAGCCUGGACACCAUACUCAACCAGGAAGUUCACAGCCUCACUUCUGAUAUUAAAAAUAUUAUGCAGAGUCACCACAUCUGCUAUACCUCGCACCUCCCCCCACGGUUACCCCAACGCCAGCGCUGGCUGCCCAACAGCUGCUUCUCUGACUUUGUCGUCCCCUACGUCUCCCCCGUCCUCACCCACGUCUAUGUCAAAGCACUGUGUGAGAAGAUGGACAAGUUGAUCCCUGCCCCACCUGCUCCCUCCAAGGUCGCUUCCCCACCUCCCCCAGUGACACCAUCUAAUCUUACAACACCUCCCCCCGCUCUCAUCCAGACCCCAAAAACUAAAGUAGAGUCGUCUCAUAGCAGGAGUGCCACCUGUCCUCAGAGUGGUAAACUGGUCAAAGAUGCCGCACCUGCUAAGACUAAAACAGACACUGCUUUAACAGAGCAGGAAGAUAUCUAUUCUCCCUCUCACGUCACUGCAGGAUCUCCAGAGAGUAGCUCCCAAAACCGACAUCCUGGCUCUAGCAGUGGUUCUGGUCUGCUGGCUGGCAGCCUCAUCGGUCAGUUAAAACCUGAAGUUUUCAGCAGCUUGGUGGAAAUAUUUAAGGAUGUAACAAAGAAUACGGUAAAAUUCUACAUCUACUCUGGAGACGAGACAGAGGAGAGCACCGUCUGCAAGGAGAUCAAGGAGUACUUGAUAAGCCUGGGCAACAGCGAAUGCAGCCCACAGACUUUCCUCGAAAACAGCGGCAGUUUAGAUAAGCUUCUCAUCAUCAUUCAGAAUGAGGACAUCGCCGCUCACGUGCACAAGAUCCCAGCACUGGUGUCUUUGAAGAAGCUGCCUUCAGUUAGUUUUGCUGGAGUGGACAGUCUGGACGAUGUCAAGAACCACACUUAUAAUGAACUGUUUGUGUCUGGCGGAUUCAUGGUGUCUGAUGAAUUUGUCCUCAAUCCUGACCACAUAACACAGGAUCGUUUGCAGGGGCUGCUGAAGUUCUUGGAGGAGCAGAGCACCCCAGAACACCCCUGGCAGUGGAAGGUGCAUUGCAAGUCCCAGAAGAAACUUAAAGAGCUGGGCAGGUUGAACACCAACGCCAUGGGGCUGCUGAACCUCCUGACACUCUAUCAGAAGAAGCACCUGGUGGAAUUCCUUCCUUAUCACGAAUGCGACACUCAGUCGCGUCAGGCUCCAGAUCUAGAAUGCCUCAUCAAGCUCCAAGCUCAGCACACCCAGCAGCGGCAUCUUAUAUUCCUCACAGAGAGGCCAUUUGAGAUGUUUCUACAGUACUCCAGGAAUGGAAUAGUGAUAGCAAGCAUCGAUGAUGUUCUGAGCGGUUUCCACAGUCUGAUCGGCUCGAUCAAUCAGAAUGAGCUACCGACGCCACCUUCUACUGUAGUGAAUGAAGAGUGUGUGGAAGAGGACAUGUCAUUAGAUUCUGAUGAUGGUGAACCACCCACCAUAUCAGAUCCCUUAGAGAAGAGGCAGGAAGGUGAGAAGCCUCCACUGCCUCCCCCACCAGACAUGGAGGAGUUUCGUCCUCCGCUUCCAGAGCAACAGGCCACUCCUGAGCGAACGCCAACACUGUCUGAAUACAGCGCUCUCAAAACAGCCAUUUCCCAGUUUAAAGCAGCCAACCAGAUCGGUGUGGGUUCGGAUGUUGGCGGCUUGUCACCUGGAGGUUUCCCUGUAAAUCCUCAUCAGAGCUUCCUCUGUCCCUCAGCUUCGUGGUCAUCCUACACUGGCUCUUCUAGCUACGCAGCAUCCCCAGCCUAUCCUGCUUCACCCUGCAGCAGCACUCAAGAAACUGAAUAUCGCCCUGCAGUUACAGCUCCUACCACAGUACCACCCCCCACCCCACCUGUGAUCGCCACAGCAGGACCUCUAGCCAACUUGGCAACACUCCCUUUGGAGGUCAAACCUCCUCCUCCACCUCACCUCAUGAUGCUGGGUCACACAUAUGGCUCAGACACUGGAGGAGCUGGGGCUGCUGGGACAUCUCCGCUCACCACCUCUGUUCCCUUCUCAGACCAUAGUGACACAGCCCAACCAGGUUACCCUGCAGGCAUUCCUAAAAAUGCAAGUGGGACUCCCACACAACAAGCAGAGAGGACACUCUGUGGGCCUGGGGAGGGUGCAUGGGGGACAGUAAGGACCAGCACUUGUGAGACUGCCAACAGCCAGGGUGUGGUUGCAUCUGGCCCCAUGGACCCCAGUGGGGACAUCCUGGGAAGUAACACCCCUGGUAGUCAGGGGGUCAGGACUCAUUUGAACUGCGCUGACAAACUUGGAGCUUCUGUGGGUAUUCCCACGGCGGCCACCAGAGGGGGCCCUGCAGUUAGACCUAAGAUGCCUCCACCACAUCCAAUGUGCGGCGGGGGCUACAGUAGUAUAGGUGGCAUCCCUGGACAGAUGGACCAUGGGCCUUUGCGGGGUGCAAUGGGCCCAGGUCCUUUAGGGGGUUUUCGAGGGAGAGGAGCUCCACCUGUUGGACUUUGGCCCCGUCCAGGACGAGGGCAUGAGCGAGGCGGUGGGACUGGAGGUCCACCCUGCCUAUGGGGUUUCCCAGCUGGCAGGGGGGGUGCACAGAAUUACUACUCGGACUACACUUACUCUCACAAUUAUGCUCCUGAAUAGACAAUCAAACAAGGUCAAAGGGGCAACAUGAACGCUAUACUCCAGAGACUGUUAGUGUUGGAUGAAUGUAUAUAUUUCCUUGUCAUAAAAAUAAUUGAUUUAAAUCCGCAAAUAAGGUUCCUGGUUUUCUACAUUAAUAAAAAUUGAUACAGGCAGUGCCGAGUGUCCUACUGUCGUGUAAACUGUAUGUACACUCUUUCCAUGUGAGCUAUUUGAGACCUUGUUCAAACCACUAUAUUUAUAUUUGCCAACAAAUGUUAAUGGCCUUCCGGCUUCAUGGAACUUAUCAUGUUUGUUUCUGUUUGUCCCGGUAAUGAAACGGUUUGUGAACAACGGGAAAGGCUGAUAUUUUUUUAAGGAAAAAAAAAUAGUGAAUGAAAAUUCACUUUUGCUGUUGGUUUUCUUUUUUUAUUUGACAUCUUUGGUUGUCCUAAAUUCUAUUAAAAUAAACAUUUCAAAUUUUGUGUGUGUGCGUGAUGGGUUUGAUGACAGUGUCGAGCAAACCAUUAAAAAUGUAAAUCACA